Microplitis demolitor is the source of this 2156-nucleotide messenger RNA. RefSeq names its product putative mediator of RNA polymerase II transcription subunit 12. The record is from RefSeq and is a predicted model, not a curated record. Lineage: Eukaryota; Metazoa; Arthropoda; Insecta; Hymenoptera; Braconidae. The transcript is spliced from 2 exons. The coding region runs from base 82 to 2028 and encodes 648 amino acids.
AUUUUGUAUCACUUCGGUAUUGGCAUCGAUACCGAUAACAAUAUAUAUACAAUAAUAAGUAAAAAUUAAUAGUUUUCAAUAAUGAAGACAAUAAUACUCAGUCUUUUACUCUGCGGAGUACUAGUUCACACGUUACCACACAAUAAAUUGUCUGCAAGACACGAUCCAGAUUCAAAAUCCAAGACUGAUUUGAAAACGAAGGAUAAGUUACUUUUACCCCGGGUUAAUAAUUCAAGUGAAGAAAAUAAUAACAGAACCAAAAAAUCCGCGACGUAUUGCUUCGAGGUACAGAAUUCGGGGUCAUCUCAGUGCUGUCCUUGUCCAUCGGGAAUCGGAAGUCAAGGCAGUAACGGGGUAAUAUAUACAAAUGAAGGCCGUCAACAAAUAGUUUAUGAAGGAGUACAGCCAGUUAAUCCUACAUUUGGAAUAACUAAAGUAUUUUCACCUCAAACAGUCGUUACACAAAAAGUGAUUCCAUCAGUAGCCGUCUCUUCUCAAUCAGAAACGUCAAUAUGCUGUCAUCCAUGUGUUACUCAAAGUAAUAAUCAAGAGUUUAUUCUACAGCCUACUGACAAUCAUCAGAAACAUUACGUCCAACCGCCACCAGUUUGCCAACAUCAUACAACUCCACCACCAGCAGUUUAUCAACCGCAAUUUGGACAAGCAAGUGGAUCAUCAUCAAACGAAAAUUUAAGUCGUAAUAACUCGUCAUCUGAAACCGUAGUCAAGAAUGUCGAGUCUUCGAAAUGUGACGAGGAUACUUACGUGGUAAUUCCGCCGGUAGAUACACAGUCAUCAGUUACUUAUGUACAGUUUCCAAUUAUUCAACAGCAAACGCCAGUAUUUCCUCAGAUACUCAAGGGAAAGUCGAAGCUUAUUGAUGCAUGUAUGCCAAAAACUAAUGGAUCAACAAAAUCAAUCAUCACUAAGUCUGAAUCAUCAUCAUCAUCAGAAUCAGCAUCAUCAGGAACUAGUUCAUUUGUGAGUAAUGCAGGUGGUCUAAGUGAUUUUCGUCCACAAUUAAUAGAACAAUUUAAUCAACCUGGACAAUUAAAUCAAUUUGGACAGUUUAAUCAACCUGGACAGUUUAAUCUACCCGGACAAUUCAAUCAACCUGGGCAAUUAAAUCAAUUUGUACAGUUCAAUCAACCUGGACAAGUUAAUCAACCUGGGCUAGUUAAUCAACAAGGACAAUUCAAUCAACCUGGACAGGUCUAUCAAGCUGGUUCAGUUAAUCAACCUGGACAAGUUAAUCAAUCAGGACAAGUUAAUCAACCUGGUUCAGCUAAUCAACCUGGACAAUUCAAUCAACUAGGGCAAUUUAAUCAAGAACAACUGAACCAACUAGGCCAAUUUAAUCAACAACAACAAUUUAAUCAAGGACAAUUAAGUCAACCUUAUGAUUUACCAUCACCAUCAGUAAAUCAUCAACAAAUUUAUCAACCACCUCAAUCUAAUGGAUUUUUAAUUAAUAAUCAAGGAUUUAUAAUUCCAAGCGGAGCUCUUCAAUCAUACGAAAAUCAAUUAUCUGUUAAUCCAAUUAAUCAAAUAGGAUUCGGUCAUCAACAAGCACCACAACUUAAUAAUCACUUAUUUCAGCAAAGAUCUUAUAACAUGCCGUUACCUUAUCCAAUUACACCAGAAAUGGCCAGUCCUCGUAGUGCCAAUGACAUUUCUCAAGCACAAUUUAAUCUCUCCCCGAGUCAACAGCUGAAUUCGAGUCAAGAUCAACAGGUAGAUGAUAAUCUGCUGAAGAGAUAUCACUCACGUUCUAUUAAAGCUGAUAAAGAAAGCGAAGAAAAUGAUAGCGCUGAUUCACCGUCAGAAGCAGACUCACACUUACAAGUCGACGCGUCGAGUGUCACAUUGCAAAAAUUAAAACCAAAUCCGUUUUUACAUUCUCAUGACAGUAAAGUCAUUAAAAAAAAUUCGUUGCAACAUAAAAGUUUAAAGAAUGAUAAAGACACAGUGGAUCUAUCGGGAAUAAAUCAAUCGAAAAUAAGUGAAAAAAAGAAAUUUAGAAAUUAAAAAAUACUUUAUUUUUAUAUACAUUUUUUUAUAUUAUUCAUUAUUUAUAAAUUAAGUAUCAAAGUGAAUGUUUAAUUUUUUUUUUAAUAAUUAUAAUAAUAGAAUUAUUUGUUAAUUAAGGUCUGUCU